AUGCUAAUUCAUCACUAUUUUAGACGCGUACUUGGGCAAGGCGCCUUCGGUAUGGUUUAUCUCGGUACCGCAGACUCGAUCGAUGGUAGAUCAGGGGAGAUCACAGUGGCAAUUAAGCAGCUGAAACAUAACGCAGAUGAAGAAGAGCGGAAAGAGUUUUUGAUAGAGAUCGACAUGAUGAAAAGGAUCGGUCACCAUCCGAACAUUGUCGAGAUGUACGGUUGUUGUACAAUUCAGUGCCCGAGUUGCAUGGUCAUGGAGUACGUGCCUUACGGAGACCUGCAGAGGUAUCUACAAAACGUCCGCAAAGAGAUGACGUACUCAUUGGAUCCAUUGGAACUGCAAAAUUUUGCACUGCAGGUGGCCGGGGGAAUGUCGCAUCUCGAAUCACUGGGCAUCACUCAUCGCGAUCUAGCAGCUAGGAACAUACUAGUGGGACAUGGAAAGUGCCUUAAAAUUUCCGACUUCGGUCUGUCUCGAACAGGCGUCUACGUAAAAACCACAUCUGGCAGAAUACCUCUUCGCUGGCUGUCCAUCGAGGCGAUCAGAGAUCACGUAUACAGUACUGCCAGCGAUGUAUGGGCGUACGGAGUGGUGCUGUGGGAGAUCUGUACACUUGGAGGAUUCCCAUACUCUCAUAUUGAUGACAAAGAUAUGCUACGGUACUUGCUGGCAGGUUAUCGUCUGGAGAAACCUCCGCCUUGCAGCGACGUCAUAUAUGAUUUGAUGGCGCGGUGCUGGAAUUACGACCCAUGUCAAAGGCCUAGUUUUGUGCAGAUCUACCAGGAAUUGGUGGACCUAAGCAAAGGAAACAAUUUGUACGUCGAGUUCGACGACGAUGUCAAUACAACCCUACCCCCGGGAACGUACUGCCGACUGGCACCAGAUUCCAAAAUUGACUCUAUUUACUGUAUGUGCUGUAAUCAACGAGCGGUCUCCUCAGUGUAA
Molecule: messenger RNA, 948 nt
Organism: Soboliphyme baturini
Lineage: Eukaryota; Metazoa; Nematoda; Enoplea; Dioctophymatida; Soboliphymatidae
Source: the annotation of a GenBank genome assembly